Messenger RNA from Strongyloides ratti, 666 nucleotides. RefSeq names its product RNA recognition motif domain and Nucleotide-binding, alpha-beta plait domain-containing protein. Gene Ontology annotation, biological process: negative regulation of transcription elongation by RNA polymerase II. Gene Ontology annotation, molecular function: RNA binding. Bases 1 to 666 code for a protein of 221 amino acids. The transcript has 3 exons. Gene Ontology annotation, cellular component: NELF complex. Lineage: Eukaryota; Metazoa; Nematoda; Chromadorea; Rhabditida; Strongyloididae. The record is from RefSeq and is a predicted model, not a curated record.
AUGCCAUCAAAUAGCAUGCUUAUUGUUCCAUCACAUUUUUCUGAUGAAGAAAAAAGAUUAAAAGAAAAAUUUGAAUUUUUUAAACAAUUUAAAUUACAAACAAGUUCUGAAAAAUUUGCAAAUAAAAAACCUUUAUCAGCUAGUAUUUUAAUUGAUGAUGUUAGUAAAAGAGGAUUAAAAAGAUCUGUUGAAACAUCACCAAAUUGUACAGCUGCAGAUAUAGCACGGCUAAUUCAUUCUGGAGAAUUGAAAUCUCAAAAAAAAGAAACAUUCAAACGAUCAAAACUUGUAGGCAAUAAACGUGUUAUUGAAACAGUAGCAUUUGACUCAAAAAGAGAAGAAGACGAAAAACUUAGUGAUGGAGAGAUAAAUAGUCCUAUUAGAUCUCCAGAUCUUUCACAAGAAACAUCAUCAACUGAAAGAAAAAGGAGUGGUGUUACUUCUAAUACAAUAUAUAUUCGUGGAAACGAUUUAAUAUAUACUGAUGUUAAAGAAGCCUGCGAAGUUUAUGGGAAAAUUAUAAAAAUUUAUAUCCCACAAGAUAAAAAAUCUGCUUUUGCUGAAUUUGAUAAUCGUGAAAGUGCCGAAAAAGCUGUUACAGGGUUGAAUCACAAAAUGAUAUCAGGGUCAACGGUAAAAACAAAUUUUGCCCGUCAAAAGCAAUAG